This is a messenger RNA of Solanum dulcamara, 2140 nucleotides long. RefSeq names its product pentatricopeptide repeat-containing protein At3g25210, mitochondrial. The transcript has 2 exons. NCBI's taxonomy places the organism in Eukaryota, Viridiplantae, Streptophyta, Magnoliopsida, Solanales, Solanaceae. Bases 32 to 1171 code for a protein of 379 amino acids. Gene Ontology annotation, molecular function: protein binding. The record is from RefSeq and is a predicted model, not a curated record.
CAACCCUUGUAUCUCCUCUCCGAUACCGAAAAUGCGGUCGUCCGUGCGCCGUCCGAUCAUCUCCUCUCUCUUGUCUUCACUAUCUCUCCGCCGUAUAUCCAGCGCCGCCGCCGCAGAUCACUACCCAAAAAUCAUAUCAUCUCCGCCGCCGUUCUCCGAUGAACUCCCUGACCCUAUUCCACGAACCCGAACUCGAACUCCAUUGGAGAAACAGUUCGAAUCAUGGAUCAACAAUCUCAAACCAGGGUUCACUCCAGCUGAUGUAAACGAAGCCUUGAGAGCACAAACCGACCCCGACCUUGCCCUCGAUAUCUUCCGGUGGACCGGCCAACAACGGGGCUACAAGCACAACCAUGUCACUUACUUAAACAUGAUUAACAUUGCAGUCUCAAGUAAGCGUUAUCGCAUUGUGGAGACCCUAGUCGAGGAAGUUCUCGCUGGCGCUUGCCCGCCGAGCCUCCCUCUGUACAAUUCCAUGAUUAAGUUUUGCUGCGGUCGUAAAUUCUUAUUUAAUCGUGCAUUUGAUAUUUACAAGAAAAUGACAAAAUGUGAAGAUGCUAAGCCGUCAUUAGAAACUUAUAAUUUGUUGCUGAAUGCUCUUCUCAGUAAAUUUAAUAAGUUACAUGUUUGUUACGUGUAUUUACAUUCUGUUCGAUCAUUAGCGAAGCAAAUGAAGUCUUUUGGGGUGAUUCCAGAUACAUUUGCAUUGAAUAUGAUAAUCAAGGCUUAUUCUAAGUGUCUAGAGGUUGAUGAGGCUAUUCGUGUUUUUCGUGAAAUGGGUUUGUAUGGAUGUGAGCCUGAUGCGUUUACUUAUGGCUAUAUAGCCAAAGGGUUGUGCGAGAAGGGAAGAGUGAAUCAGGGGCUUGAGUUUUUUAAGGAAAUGAGGAACAAAGGGUUUAUUCCGAAAGGAUCUACUUAUAUGAUACUGGUUUGUAGUCUUGCUUUGGAGCAUCGCUUUGAGGAUGCCAGUGAGGUGGUAUUUGAUAUGUUGGAUAAUUCGUUGUCACCUGAUCAGCUUACUUAUAAAACAGUGAUGGAAGAAUUGAGUAGGGAAGGAAGAGGAAAUUAUGCAUUUGAACUUCUUGAAGAAUUUAAGAAGAGGGAUAGCUUAAUGAAUGAGAAGACUUACAAGUCUUUGUUGAAUACUUUAUAUUUUCUUAAUAAGGACUAAGUAUCUACUUUGAUAUGCUUAGGUUUUCAGUAUUGAUCAAUUGUCUUUUGGAAGUACAUCUUUUGCCGGCUUGAUGAAUGAGAAGUUGUUUAUCAGCAAUUAGAAUCAGAAAAACUAUCAGCAAUUAGAAUCGGAAAGGCAAGUCUUGCUGUUCAGAGUCAUCUUUUACACCAUAGUGCAUAUGAGGUUAUUGAGAGGGCUGCAAUAUGAGUUCCUUGUUCAAGGUAAAUCAAAGUGAACUUUCUUUGUGAAACUCUGCAUUUUCUACAAGUUUCAUGAUGAAGUUUGGGUUUGCCGAGCAUCUUUUUCUACAUUGCACCUUUGCAGAUGGUUCAUUAUCACUUCGCUGUGCUGGAAAGUCUUACAAAUUUGCUGAUUCAGUUGAAUACAAGGACAAGUGUUUGAUGAAAUGGGGUGAUUAUUCUUUGGCAGAUGGAUCUCAAACUAAUGCAAAAUAGCUUCUAACUGUUUGGAGCUGUGAAUCAGACACUAAAAUGAAGAAACACUUCGUUGAACAGUGAUUGACAGUACUUGAAGAAAAAGUCUGGCUGCUUGGAUAUCAUUAUGUAUUCAACGUAGGGCAUGGAAUGACAGUUUCAAGGGAAUAAGAGCCAGAAAUCUCAUGGUGCUGACUAACAUGAAAGGUUGGUCCAGGCAAAUAGCUGAUAUGUUGGAUACUUGUUGCUCAAUGCUUCCAUGAUGCCAGUCGAGAGUUGAGACUUGAGAGUUGGCUAAAUCAUGAAGUGUUUUGCAUCUGCCCGCGAACUGGCUUCUUGCUGCCAUAAUUAAUGAGAAUACAGUAGUCUUACCACAGGUAGCGCGACAUGGAGAGUGAGUAUCCAUAUAGCUGACCUCAACUUGGGAUUGAAACAUGAUAGUUGUUGUUGUAGGCUCACUCUUGGAUGCCUGUUCUCUCAAAUCGAGUUUGUAAUGCCGCUUGGCAGUUUUAUUUUUCAACUUUCGGACAAA